UAACGCGAAAAAUGGCCCAACAGCAAGGUCUGUUUUACUGUGAAACUAAUAAACACUGACUAAAACAUUACUUUUGUGCAGUGCAAAUGGAACAAGUCCAAGUGAUGGAACAGAGGGUGGGAUUGGCAGAGGUGGUUAGGGAAUUAAUAAUGCUAAGAGAACAAGUACAGAAAUUAAUGAGGAUAGGUGUAAACAAUGGAUUAUUAAACAGG
Messenger RNA from Geodia barretti, 212 nucleotides. NCBI's taxonomy places the organism in Eukaryota, Metazoa, Porifera, Demospongiae, Tetractinellida, Geodiidae. The record is from the annotation of a GenBank genome assembly.